UACAGCAUUUCCUCUUGUGAACAGCAACUAAACACAAUCAUCUGAGGUUACUGAUUGUCUAAGUGAAUAUUUUUCCAACCUGUGGUAUUUAAUUUUGCCCAUGGAGGAUAUCAGCACAUAACUGGCAAUGGGGACACACCACUUCUUGACUCUGGUCCUGGUAUAUUUUAUAACACGUUACCAAACAGAAGGAGAAGAAUCACCCUGCAUGUUGUCUAUUCGAGUGCCCCGUAACACCUCAUGGAGAUUCACCACAUUAUCUGGCAGAAUAAACUGUUCAGUAAACUUCUGUGAGCAACCCAGCGUGAGAUGGUGUAAAGUAGCUCAAGAUAACAUCUGCAAUGAAAUAAAUGAAACAGACUCUCUUAAAACAGAGUGGAGACUGUUAACUGGCACAUCAGGGAUCUUUUUUCUUACUUUUUUAAAUGUUACAGUAAAGGACACCGGGAGUUACCGCUGCAAAGCAACUGCAAAUAAUUCAGUACAAAGUGUUAUCAGCCAUUCAAUUGCUGUCAGUGUCACCGAUAUUACUUCUUCACCUCCAGUGUCAUCUAAUUCCACUUCAAGUAAUAUAUUAUCGUUAUUAUCACUGUUACUUCUGUCUUGA
Messenger RNA from Erpetoichthys calabaricus (reedfish), 607 nucleotides. RefSeq lists its product as uncharacterized. The record is from RefSeq and is a predicted model, not a curated record. NCBI's taxonomy places the organism in Eukaryota, Metazoa, Chordata, Cladistia, Polypteriformes, Polypteridae. Gene Ontology annotation, molecular function: signaling receptor activity. Bases 128 to 607 code for a protein of 159 amino acids. Gene Ontology annotation, biological process: immune response-regulating cell surface receptor signaling pathway. Gene Ontology annotation, cellular component: plasma membrane. The transcript is spliced from 3 exons.